Molecule: messenger RNA, 1632 nt
Organism: Colletotrichum lupini
Lineage: Eukaryota; Fungi; Ascomycota; Sordariomycetes; Glomerellales; Glomerellaceae
Exons: 4
Coding region: 1-1632 (543 amino acids)
Source: RefSeq, a predicted model, not a curated record
AUGAGUUCUAAUACCAAUACUCCAGGAAUGGAGCUAUUCGUCCGCAGGAUUGACGAGAAUGCCAAAUGGCAACCUCAUCAUGCACUUGUGCGAUUCGCUGGCGGGCCUGACUGGGAGACAGAGGGUUAUCGUUCGUUGACUUGGCAACAAUACGCCGAUGGCAUCAACAAGACUGCACACUGGCUUGACAAGACCUUUGGAAAGUCUGUGAACAACGAUACUGUUGCGUAUUCUGGUCCCAGUGACGUCCGAUAUGCGUUCCUGUUCGCAGCAUCAGUCAAGACAGAUGGUCGUUUCAUGAAGGAUGGACUUGAUGCGCUGCUAGAGUCAUCAAACUGCAAGAUUUGGCUGUAUUCCGAGGGAGGUGCAUUCAGCCCCGAGCCUGAGCUUGCAGCAUCUGGUAUCCAUGUUGAGCAGUUCCAAAGCCUCGAAUGGUGUCUUUCUGCUCAAGGAACCGAGCCCUACGCCUAUGAGAAGACUUACGAGCAGGCGAAGGACGAUGAGAUUCUCAUCAUCCAUACUGGAGGCACCACAGGUGCGCCUAAGCCAAUUUUCAUGAACAAUGGCUUCUGGGCGGCUGGAUGUUCAUCUGCCGGCUUGGCUCGCCGUCACUGGCCCAGGGGGAUAUCUACAGAUUCUUUCUAUGGCCGUUCCCUGAUCUUGGCAAUCCCAAUGAGGCUGCAGCCUGGCCUUGUCCUAAUCAACAUGUUUGCCGUUUUCUCUGGCACCUGUGUUAUCCAACCCCCUCCGGAUGUGGUCGGGCUUCCGCCAGCUAUUUUCCAGAAGCUUCUGCGUCUCAACAAGUCGCUUGAGUUCAUCACUUAUCUGGGGUCUGCUCUCGAUCGCGUUGUCGGAGACGCGCUGUGCGAACACACCAGGCUCAAUUCUGUCAUGGGAGCCACAGAGUCUGGCGGUCGCUUUUCCCUGCAUCCCAUCGACAGGAAGCUGUGGUAUAGCUUCCAGUUCAUCCCUGAGCACCAUGUUCGUUUGGUCAAGCUAGAGGGCUCUGGUGAAGCUCUGGGUGACGGAGAUGACUCUGAUGUGUACCAGAUGUUCAUUGACAGGCCACCUGACGGUGGACCAUCUAUCUAUCAGUGUGCCUUCUGGAACUACAAGAUGUUCAAGGACGUUGAGACGAUCGAUACGAAGGAGUUGUGGCGUCUGGUCAAAGACAGCGACGGCAGUACCCGAUGGGAAUCGGUGGCCAGAACUGAUGAUUGGACGAAGCUGAUUUGGAUGGCCAAAUUCCACGCUCAGGACAUCGAGACCAAAGUCGCCAGGUACCCUGGAGUCAAGCACGUCAUGGUUGGCGGUGCAGGGCGCAUUGCACCAUACGUCUUGAUAGAAGUGAAGGAGGAUCUGCUUGAGAGGAACCACGAAGAGCUUCUUGAUGAUAUUUAUGAGAAGACUAUUGUGGGACACAAUGAAAUUUCUGCGAAAGCAGUGGCCAUUCCGAGACAGACUGUAUUCUUGGCCAGCAAGGAAAAACCUAUCAAGCUGACUGUCAAGCAAUUGGUGCUUCGGAGGGAGGUCGAGAAGGAUUACAAGGAAGAGAUUGAGGACGUAUACAAGACGCUUGAGGCUGCAAGCAAUCAGACGGCAGGGGAGAAGUUCGUGCAAAACAUGAAUUAA